This is a messenger RNA of Cooperia oncophora, 249 nucleotides long. The record is from the annotation of a GenBank genome assembly. NCBI's taxonomy places the organism in Eukaryota, Metazoa, Nematoda, Chromadorea, Rhabditida, Trichostrongylidae.
AUGCAAGCUGAUCUUUCUCGAAGUUCUGUCGAAAUUCCAAUCCACCACUAUGUCCUAAAACGGUUAGUUGGACAAUUAAGCAGUAUUUUAACAAGCCUGCAACUACAGAAAACUCGAAUUGGAAUGACUAUCAACGAUUUGCGCAAGAAAACGUCAGAUGAAAAGCUGGCGAAGAAAGCAAAAAAUCUCAUCAAAGAGUGGAAAAAUUUAGUGGACAAACGCGAAGACAAGAAAAGAAAAGGCACCUAA